This is a messenger RNA of Anopheles moucheti, 1381 nucleotides long. Its product is annotated as putative gustatory receptor 28a. Lineage: Eukaryota; Metazoa; Arthropoda; Insecta; Diptera; Culicidae. Gene Ontology annotation, biological process: sensory perception of taste. The record is from RefSeq and is a predicted model, not a curated record. The transcript is spliced from 8 exons. The coding region runs from base 1 to 1263 and encodes 420 amino acids. Gene Ontology annotation, cellular component: dendrite; membrane; neuronal cell body.
AUGGAGAAGCCUUCACCAUCAUAUUCGACCGUUUGGUCUAAAAUUAUUGGAUUGCAGCUGUACAAUUCAUACGAAGCCGAUGCGGACGGUAGAUUGCCUUCGCUUUCCAUUAUGCGUCUGCUGUACAGUAUCGUCCUAUUCGGUGGCUAUCUCGUCGGAUUCUACAAAGCCGUGGUGGAAAAUAUGUUUCUGUACGAGCUUCGUCCCAAUAGUCCAAGCAUUUUCAAUUUCGCGUAUAUGACACAGGUUAGUUCUGGCGUACUGGGCACGAUCAUCUGCUACGCAUCGUUGUGGCGUACGGAUCGCAUGAAAUGUGUCUACGUCGAAGGGAUUCAGUGUAGCAACGCGAAGAUAAACGAUCGUUACUAUCAGUUCCGUAAUAUGCACGUACCGGCGAAGCAAUGCUUCAUCGUACCGCUGUCCAUCGGAUUGCUGUUCUUUUUAUCACUCUGUGAAGCUUACGCACAGUACAAUAAGGCACGCUAUUUCGCGAUCAUCGCCAUUGUGUAUCCGCUGUGGAUGUUCCACGUGACCAUUUUGGAGUUCACAACACUGGUCAAGUCGACGGAAUGUAUCGUAACGAAACUGAACUGGAUGCUGGACGCUUUUCUGGAAAGCUUGCAGAGACAAUCGACCCCAAAUGUUGCGUCCACGGGUGAAAAGAAAGCGCUCAACAAAGUGUAUCCGAUGGGGCACCGACCAUACCUGCCGGAACACGAGCUUAUUAGUGGUGAACGGCUCACGUACAUGUUCGUGAUCCACGAGAACGUAGCGAAGCUGGCAGAAUUUAUCAACCGUGCGUACUCGCUCCAGAUCAUUGCCAUCGUGACGGUUACGUUCGUUAACACGCUCUUUGGAUUUUUCAUCGAAACGAAGCUUUUGUUUUGGAACUAUGAAAUGUUAGAUCUGAUACUGCGUGCAUGCCGAUAUGCGUUCGAGUGCAUUCCUGCGUGUCUGUUGAUCUACAACAUGCUGGUUGUAUGUGCUGCUACUCAUACGGAGUUAUUCAAAUCAGCCUCCUUGCUGCACAAGCUGCUGCAGUACAAGGCAAACUAUUUUAUCGACGAUCAAGCGCUUUUCGAACGAUCGAAAGCAAUCGCCCUUCAGCUGUUGCAUAGGAAACGGUUCGCUCUAUUCGAUGGAAGCGGUUUGUUUAAGUUGGACUUUACCUUCAUCUUUUCGGUAUUUAGUGCUGCUACGUCUUAUCUUAUAGUGCUGCUCCAGUUUGAUUUAUCCAAGGAUCUGGAAAAGGGCAUGAUGUGAGAAUGUGCGUCAAAAAAGCACACAUCAACCAUUUCAAACCAGUAUUGGCUAGCAAUAUGCAUACCACAACCAUAUGCACUGGUUUUAUGUGUGCAUCAGUGUAACUUUCUUUGCAAGC